This is a messenger RNA of Cinara cedri, 4252 nucleotides long. NCBI's taxonomy places the organism in Eukaryota, Metazoa, Arthropoda, Insecta, Hemiptera, Aphididae. The record is from the annotation of a GenBank genome assembly.
CGGACGUCGACCCAUCGUAGACAACAGUCAACACGAAAACGUGUGAUGUCCAUUUCUCCUUUUGCUUCAUUCUUUCCCGCCGGUCGCUCGUCCAUUUCGCUUCUUAUUUACGUCCAUUCUAUUAUCGUUUACAAUUUUCAUCUGUGCACGGACCGUCCGCCAAGGUAUGUAUUUAUCACGUAACAUGUUAUAGCCGAUGAUUAUGUCUAUUCAAUCACAGUUUCCCAUCGGCCGUCCGCCGGAUUCGAUCGGAUAAAAAUUGAAUGCUAACAUGUUUUAUUUUUCACAUAGAUGACGACCGCUACCGCGCAGUCAAAAAUCGUGAAAAAGGGAACCGCGGAACCCGAUCAGUUCGAGAUGUCCAUCGCUCAGGCUCUUUUGGAAUUGCAGAACAACAGUGAUCUGAAAGCCCAACUCCGUGAGCUGUACAUCACUAAGGCUAAAGAAAUCGAGCUGUUCGGCAAAAAGGUAAGCGUGUGUGUUCUAAACGUCGUUAUGUAAGAUAAAGAAGGAAAGGACUUCAAAAACUGAAUAAACACAAAUGUUUCCAAAAAAUCAAUCUCAUUCGGUUAUUAUUUUUUGUUUUGUAUCUAAUUCAUAGUUUUUAAAACGUAAAUAGGAGAAGUCUUGUUGAAUUUCUUACCUACCAAUAUAUAGGUAAAAUUGUUGAAAUUGAUAAUUAAAUACCUAUCUGAAGAUUAUAAUUCUCCCGGUUAAAAUAAAAAUGUUGAUUCAUUCAAUCGCCAACAAAUUUUAAUUGAAAAACUAAAAUAAUACUUUUUGUUGUCUUUUCUUUUCUGGUAUUUACAUUUUGUUUUCAUCAAUUUACUGGCAGCGUUAAGAUUUUUGCGUUUGCCAACCAUUAACAGCUUGUUUUAUAAAUUGUAUUUACUUGCAGAAUAAACGCAAAGGUCGAGGCGCUGCUAGACAAUGAAGACAAAUCUGCGGGUGUCUAAAAUUUUACGGCUGAUGAUAAGUGUAUUGUAAUGCAGUUAGAUCAUGUUAAAAUGCAAUUAGUGUAAGUUUAUUUUAAACUUAUAAUAUUAUCAAUUAAGUUUUUAACUUGGGUACUAGGUAUAGCAUUUAUAAAAAUAAUAGCCUUAUAAUAGAUGAAGUUCAAUAACUUACUGAAUAUAAAUUAAAUUAGACUUUUAUACAUUUCUGAUAUUUUGCACUUUUGCCUUUAUAGGUGAUAUUCUUUUGAUAUUAUUCAAUCUGUUUCUAUGUAAUUUUAACAUUUAGGAUCGCUUAAUAUUUUUAUUACGUUUCCUAUUGUAGGUAGAUCAAAGAUAACUGUAGUACAUGUGAGUAAAUUUUCUCAUGGUGUUAGAAUGUUUAAUUAUUAAAUAAGUAUGUAUUACGCAUCAUCAAAUUCGUUGUGUUCUCGUUUUCGAUCACAAUGGUCCACACUGAUGCCAAAUUAAAAUAUGUAGUUUUUGAUAUCUGUAGUAUGUUUUAUUUUAACAACAGAUUUAAUCUAUAAUAGCUGUACAUUGUCAAAAAAAUAAAAAUAAAUCUUAUUUAAAAUUUAAAUCAUGUACUUAUUUUUUUUUUUUUUUUCUGUUAUUAUAGAGCGUUAUUAUCUAUGUGCCUAUGCCACAGAGAGCUCAGUUCCAAAAAAUCCAAGCACGUUUGGUUAGAGAACUUGAGAAAAAAUUCAGUGGCAAACAUGUAGUAUUCAUUGGUGAUAGGAAAAUUUUACCGAAACCAACUAGGAAAACAAGAACAAAGAGCAAGCAAAAACGACCAAGAAGGUAUAUUAUCCACAAACUUUAAUAUUUUAUAUUUUUAUUAAAUAGUCUGCGUGUUACUAAUGUAUAUUCAAUUUAUACAUAUAGCGUCUAAGCGGACAUACAUUAAAAGUGAUUACGAUUGUUAUGUUAACAAAAAUUAUAAGAUCUCAUUGUUGAUUUUUUUUUUUUUCGUAAUCUCAACAAAACAUAUUAUUGUUGAUAUAGUAAUUUCAUUUAAUCAAAUUAUUUGUACUUAUUAUUCAUAUUUAUUUUUUUUAGCCGCACAUUGACUUGGGUUUACGAUGCUAUUCUCGAUGAUUUAGUUUUCCCUGCUGAAAUCGUGGGUAAACGUAUCAGAGUGAAAUUAGAUGGAAAGCAAAUUAUGAAAGUUCAUUUGGAUAAAACUCAACAAACAAAUAUCGAACACAAGGUAUAAUUAAUAUUGAUAAUAUUUGUUUUUAAAAUUCUUGUAUAACUUAAUACAAAAAUGAUGAUACUAUGGAUGGUUGUACCAUUCUUGUAAGUGAGAAGUUGAGAAGAUAAGCUAGUUAAUUAAUUUAUACCUGUAAGCAAUGAUAAACCAUUGCUAAAAAAAAUUGAUACAAAAUUCUUAUUUAAAAAAAAAAUUUGAUUUAACCCAAUGGCUAUGUAAUGAUGAUAAUUCUGUAUUUGAUACCUAUAAAAAUCAAAUUACUUAUUAUUUUUUUUACCACUUAUUAUGCCUUGUAAUAAACCUGUUAAGUCUAAAAUUAUAUCCACAAAGUACCUACCAAAUAGAAAUGACUAAAAAUUGAAAUGUCUUAAUGGCUUAAAUGUUUUGAAAAUUUUACCAUGUCUGGGAAAGAUGAAUAUAAGUCGGGUAUCAAAUUUUCAAGUCUACAAAAUAAUUAACUGAAUUAUAAAAUAAUAAGUUUAAAUUAAAAACAUUAUUUUUAUCAAUUUUCCUGUUCUUUUCUAAGUUAUCAAUUUUUGGUUUUUGUGUAAUUUAUAUGAAAUUAUAUUUCAACAAUUAACAGAUUCUGUUCUUUUGAAUCUUAAAGUGAUUAUUCUAAUAUUUUCUAAAAUUAUUUAUUAACUAUUAAUUUAAACUAUUGUUUAUUUUAAAAUGCACUACAGCGCUCUUUACAGUGUUUAAUAACUGUCGGGUUCUAUCCAUGUGCUAAAUAAAACUGUUAGGGGAAAAAAAAAAUCUACACUUUUUGUUUGAUUUAUUUAUUUUUAACAUACAUUUUAUUAUAACUUCAGUAUUGUAUUUAAAUAAAUAUUAAAGAAAAUUUAAAUGCACUACAGCGCUCUUUACAGUGUUUCAUAACUGUCGAGUUCUAUCCAUGUGCUAAAUUAAAACUAUUAGGAAAAAUAUUGAUCUUGACACCUUUUGUUAGAUUUAUUUGUUUUAACAUACAUUUUAUUAUAACAUAAUCAGUAUCGUAUUUGAAUAAAUAUUAAAGAUAAUUUAAAUGCACUACAGCGCUCUUUACAGUGUUUCAUAACUGUCGGGUUCUAUCCAUGUGCUAAAGUGAAACUGUCAGGAAUAAUAUUGAUCUCAACAGCUUUUGUAAGAUUUAUUUAUUUUUAAUGUACAUUUUUUUUUUUUUUUUAAUGAAUUUUAACUGUCGUGUUCUAGGGUAAUAAAAAAAAAAAAAUUUAUGAAAUGAAUUAAUUAUAUAUAUGGUUAAUACCAAAUAUUCAAAGUUUUAUUAAAGUAUAUAACAUUAUAUUUUAAUACUACUUGUGCAGUUGAUCUCAACUGUCUGAAAUUUUCAUUUUUAUGAUAUUGUGUAGUAAUUGGAAGUAUUUUUAAAUUUUUUUGUUCUACAUCAGUUUUAGUAUGUAUGAUUUAAAGAAAACCCCAAACACGAAUUUUAGUACUAUGUAUUAUGAAUAAAUUAGUCUGCGUGUUACUAAUGUAUGAAUAAAAAUGGUACAAUUAGCGUCUAAGCGGACAUAUAUUAAUGUAUGUCAAUAUUUACUGAAUUCAGUAAACAUUUUACUGAUUUUAUAUUUGUUGAUGUUUAACAUUUUGUUUUUAAAUUGUUGAUAUUUCUUUUAAUACUACUUAAUAAAUCUGUAACUAUUUAAAUUAUUACAAAAAUGAUUAAUAAAAUUUAAUGUAAAAGCUAUUAGCUCUUAAAUAUAAUUAAGUAUAAUAUGAGAGAUAUAAUUUCUCGUAUAUAUAUAUUAGCUUAGCACAAUUUCUGAACUUUCUAAGAAUUUUUAUAUCAAAAAAUCAAUAGUAUCCUAACCAAAUUGUAUAAUAUACUGAAUACUAUUUUAUUUAUAUUGUUACAGGUGGAUACGUUUGCUUCUGUAUACCGAAAACUUACUGGUAGGGAAGUAACUUUUGAGUUCCCAGAACCAUAUUUAUUAUAAACAUACAGUUUUAUCAAAUAAAUAUUUUUUUUUUAUAACACUGUUGUAUUCUAAAUUCUAUAAUUCUUGAAUCCUAUAGUGACUAGUAACUUAUAAAGCAAUAUCAUUAUACAAUGCAUAUUCUAAAAAAUGUUUAUGAAUAAUUUUAU